CUGUUGUAGUCGGGACUUAACCUUGAAGAAGAAGAAGAAGAAGAAGUAGAAGAAGAAGAAGAAGAAGAAGAAGGAGAUGAUGAUGGUGACUGAUCUGAUCUCCGCGCUCGUCCUCGUCCUGUCCGCGCGCUGCGCCUCAGGUUCUUAUCCGCGAGCGCAGAAUGUCACUUGGAAAUCCACCAACUUCAAAACCAUUCUGUCCUGGGAGCCGAAGCCCUCGCCCGACUUCUCCUACACCGUGGAGUUCUCUGCGGUCGGUGGCAACAAGCAGAGUUCCCUUCACUGCCUCCGCUCCUCGGCGACGGUGUGCGACCUGUCCGGCUCCCUGACCGAGCUGGACGCCUACUACACCGCCGAGGUCCUGUCGGAGCCGCCGCUGGGGGCGACCUCCGACCUCGUCGAGUUCCCCUACACCAGCGCGCCGCGGUUCUGCCCCUACAAAGACACUGAGAUAGGCAGACCCAACUUCAAGCUGGAGGUGAGCGACGACAAGAAGAAAACCACGCUGUACGUGGCCGACCCGGCCACCGCCCUGUACAAAGACGGCCGCCAGCUGAACAUACGGGACGUCUUCUCCGACCAGCUGCAGUACAGGGUCACCUAUCGGAAGAACAAGAGCACGGGCAAGAAAGUCUACAACUACAAGACCAACAUAAUAGAGCUGCUCGACCUGGACCGAGGCGUGAGCUACUGCUUCAACGUCCAGGCCUACCUCCCCGACCGCGCCGCCGACAAGCAGCUGGGGGAGCUGAGCCACACCCAGUGCACCAAAGACCACAACCAGUCCAUCUUCGAAGUUUAUUCCGUGGGCGUGAUCGCUUCUGCCAUCUUCCUCAUCCUGCUGCUCAUCGGCAUAAUAAUCGCCGUCACGUACAUCUGCUGCAAGCGCCACAAGAAUUCACAGGGACGUGAAAAAGAGGGGAUGCCACUCCGGGAUGUAUAGUGUGUGUGUGUGUUUCACUCACACACACACACACACACACACACACACACACACACACACACUUUGCUGUGGGAACAUGCGGUACAGCUGAACUGGACUAAGUCGAACAGUUCAACGUUCCACUGUCAAAACACUGGGAUCAACUCUUCCUUUGGUUUCUGUGAAACUGCCCCCUAAUGUGUUAGCACCUAUUUUUUAUUCAUUUCUUUUUCAUUUCGUGCUGCAAAAAAAAGAGAAAAAGAGAGGCCUUGGGAAAGGUGUGAACACUCCUGCUGUGCACGUACGUCAUCGCACUGAAGCUGUCAUAGUCAAGUCUCUGUCUUUAAAGACUGGUAUUUAAUAAUUGUAGAUGAACACUACCAACUGAUAUUUAUUUCAUUCAAUAGUUUUCCUUUCGAACUUGAAAUGACGUCACGACGAGGAACUUUUAGGGGAAAUCAAGACUUUGUACAUUCUAUUUUUGUAUCCGAUUGCUUAAUUUAUUGUGUUUUAAAUUGAGAUUAACAUAUUUUGUAUAUGAAGCUGUUAGCCGUUUUAUACAUCUGCAUUGUUUUAGAUCAUUUUAUUUUUUGGGUGGGUGAAAUAUUCAAGAAUUAAUAAAUGUUUUAAAAGAA
This is a messenger RNA of Scophthalmus maximus (turbot), 1557 nucleotides long. It is a transcript of the gene f3a, whose product is annotated as coagulation factor IIIa. Gene Ontology annotation, biological process: blood coagulation. Gene Ontology annotation, cellular component: membrane. The transcript is spliced from 6 exons. Gene Ontology annotation, molecular function: protein binding. Lineage: Eukaryota; Metazoa; Chordata; Actinopteri; Pleuronectiformes; Scophthalmidae. The record is from RefSeq and is a predicted model, not a curated record. Bases 77 to 943 code for a protein of 288 amino acids.